Molecule: messenger RNA, 2360 nt
Organism: Oncorhynchus mykiss (rainbow trout)
Lineage: Eukaryota; Metazoa; Chordata; Actinopteri; Salmoniformes; Salmonidae
Source: RefSeq, a predicted model, not a curated record
CAACAACACACACACUCACACACACCCCGCUGUCAACAACACACACACUCACACACACCCCGCUGUCAACAACACACACACUCACACACACCCCGCUGUCAACAACACACACACUCACACCACGGUUAACGGGACUGGAACGAGCACCAGCACCGGGACGAGUACCACACCCGCAGACUGGCAGGAAGUACAGAGGGAGUUCCCUCCGUCCCACAACAGUCCCCGGUCAGGAGGGGUGGAGGAGUGGGUGAGGGACAGAACCCCAGGCCAAUGUCACAACAGUGUGAGGAGAAAUGGCACCGCCCCCCACCUCCGGCCGACCAACCAGGACCCUUCGUGCCUCCUGACUUCGCCCAACAUGCCCCGGAACCCCGAGGGGGGUGGGGCUGACCCGGUUGGACACGCCCCCCAGGUCAACGGCUGCAGUAAUAACAGACCUUCAACAGACGGGAAGAAAAGCAACGGACUAGAGGUGGAGCUGAACAAGGGACCCUACGGACUGGGCAUGGGACUCAUAGACGGACUGCACACGCCUCUGAAUGCUCCAGGGAUCUAUAUCAGAACUCUGAUACCAGACGGUCCAGCGGAGUCUGACGGGAGGCUGAGGAUUGGAGACCGGAUACUAGCGGUUAACGGGACCAGCCUGAUAGGAGCAGACUACCAGAGUGCUGUGGAUCUGAUUCGUCUAGGCGGAGGACGUCUGCGUUUCCUGGUGGCCAAGUCAGACCUGGAGGUCUCCGAGAAGAUCAGCGCUUCGUCCUGCUGACUGGAGGGAACGGCGGGAACCUCCACGGGAACCGCUGCCCCCACAGCUUCACCAGGAGAGACGAGGAAGAGAGGAGAUGGAUUCCAGGAAGAUGGACAGAUCCUGGAACGAGGAGAUGGAUUCCAGGAAGAUGGACAGAUCCUGGAACGAGGAGAUACUCUCCUGGGAGAGAGACGGAGCUUUCCUUCAGUCCCUAGUAUCACAUGCACAGACACACACACAUCGGCCUCCUCCUCAGAACUCAGACGGUGAUGGUUGGAGGAAAAAAACAAACUGAAAACCCACAAAUGAAUCGAUCAAAAGCACCAAAACACUCUGGGAAGACUUUCGCGACACGAGGAGUCAACAGACACCUUAAAAAAACAGAGACAUUCUAACGUUCUUUACUGCGCUGUUACCACGGUAACACACGCCCUGCCUGGAUUGGCGGAGGUACCGAGUCAACACCCCCCCCACACACACAACCCCCCUGACUCCCAUUGUCUCUGAGUAUGACUGCCAAGGCAUUCCGACCAAUCGCCUGCGAAUAGUCAGUGAUUUGAAGCUAAGUCUAACCAAUCAGCGUUAAACCCCUUCCAGCCGGGGUUAUUUUAAAGCACAGUGGAGUUAGUUAGGGGUCCGAUGCUCCUCCCCUGAAAUCAACAAUACAAUGCAUUCAAUCAAACAUGUUGUGGGGAAUAGACUCAGGAGUUAGUUAGGGGUCCGAUGCUCCUCCCCUGAAGUCAACAAUACAAUGCAUUCAAUCAAACAUGUUGUGGGGAAUAGACUCAGGAGUUAGUUAGGGGUCCGAUGCUCCUCCCCUGAAGUCAACAAUACAAUGCAUUCAAUCAAACAUGUUGUGGGGAAUAGACUCAGAAGCAGGUUCAUGUGUGUGUGAACACGUCUUUACUCAUAUUAUAACCAAGAGAUUGUAUCUUUCUGAUCUGUUCUUAAACCUGGGGCCACCGUUAAAGAAUCUGCUGACCGAACCAUUGAGAUUCAAUGGGGAAAUUGUCCCAAAAUUAUGAUGUUGGCCUCUCAUUGACUGUAUAUACAUGGUAUGUACUAACUGCUUGGUUAUAUGUACAUAUCAAUGUGCCCUUCCACACUCUGUGUGGAGGACUGUUGGAGUGACAUGCUCUAUUGAAGAAUGUUCUGGUGUUCUAUUGAAGAAUGUUCUGGUGUUCUAUUGAAGAAUGUUCUGAUGUUCUAUUGAAGAAUAUUGUGACGUUCUAUUGUUCUGAAAGAAUGUCAUCAUGAACCCUGUUUAUAGCUGAUGCUAACCUGUGUCCUGGUCUCGUCAACAUUUCUAGACCAUUAGAAGAUUAGUGAUCAGCACUUUCUGACCGCUUCCACAGGUUGUUCUGAGGGCAGCUCCGACCUCUAGGGAACUGGCAGAACAAAGCCAUUGGUUGGAUGAAAAUUCAGUGACAUGUCAGUGGGCGGGGUUUACAGGCGAGAGUCAACUACGGAAAGGCCUUGGGUGGUAGGUUGCCACAAGUUCUCAUUUACAACUGUGACCUGGCCAAGAUAAAGCAAAGCAGUGCAACACAAACAACAACAACACAGUUACACAUGGAGUAAACAAACGUGCAGUCAAUAACACAAUAGAAAA